AUGAGGAUUGAUGUUCAGUUAUCAAGGAAGCAUUUGAGAGGGGCAUCACCUUCUUUGAUACUUCAUAUAUUUAUGGCCAAAAUCAUGAUAAUGAAAUCUUCGUUGGCAAGGUACUGUCCUUUCUUUUUUCAAGCUUUGAAACAGCUUCCAAGAGAAAAAGUUCAAUUGGCUACAAAAUUUGGUACUUUUAUGUUGAACGGCGUUACAGUUGGGCACCGUGUGGAUGUUUUAGUGCCAAUUGAGGAUACUAUGGAGGAGCUUAAGAAGCUGGUAAAUGAAGGAAAGAUAAGAUACAUUGGUCUAUCAGAAGCCAGUGUUGACACAAUAAGUAGAGCUCAUGCUGUUCAUCCCAUCACUGCUGUACAAAUGGAGUACUCUCUGUGGAGUCGAGAAAUCGAAAACGAAAUAAUUCCACUUUGCAGGAAGCUUGGAAUUGGGAUCGUGUCAUAUAGCCCGCUUGGUCGUGGGCUCUUUGGUGGGAAGGCAGUUGUAGAGAGCUUGCCUGCAGACUGUUUGUUGUCUAAACAUCCAAGGUUCAAUGGGGAGAACUUGGAAAAGAACAAACUUUUGUACAGUAAACUUGCCAGCCACCCUUGCUGCAAAGCAUGCAUGCACUGCUCCACAAUUAGCUCUGGCGUGGCUUCUCCACCAUGGAAAUGA
Messenger RNA from Prunus armeniaca (apricot), 660 nucleotides. The record is from the annotation of a GenBank genome assembly. NCBI's taxonomy places the organism in Eukaryota, Viridiplantae, Streptophyta, Magnoliopsida, Rosales, Rosaceae.